Messenger RNA from Dermacentor silvarum, 663 nucleotides. RefSeq lists its product as uncharacterized. Lineage: Eukaryota; Metazoa; Arthropoda; Arachnida; Ixodida; Ixodidae. Bases 122 to 538 code for a protein of 138 amino acids. The transcript is spliced from 7 exons. The record is from RefSeq and is a predicted model, not a curated record.
UGUAGAUGGCAGCACUGUGAUCAGCUCACGUGGAUCCCGAACAGAAGAAGAUAAAGAUCGAAGGCGGUUGAAGAACAAGUGAUCAGCGUACAGAGCCUAGUUCCAAAGUACUGGCGAAACGAUGUGCAUUUGCGAGACUUCUUGCGAGGUCACCACGCUGGCCCUCUUUUGCCUCAUGCGCAAUGGGCUUGCCACUUUGCUUUUAUUCUCCGUAGUAAAAACACACCACGACAUUGAUGACAUCAUAGAUCUAGUCGUGUAUGGCGGAUCUGCGGUGCUCUCCCUGAUCCUCCUCAUGGGCGUCCAGAGCGGCAGCAAGAAGUUGGUGAACCUAUUCGUACUUGGUGCGAUGCUACGAGUAUUGAGCUUUUGCCUCCAGAUUGGAUACUUAACGUUUCAGUUUCUUCAAGGCAUGCUUGGGAAAUUGUCAGCCAAAGACAAGGAGGGACCCACGAUUCAACAGUCAUUCGUCAUCUACCGAAUACGUGUCUUCGCCGACAGGAUGACCGACAAGGGGGGGAAAGCACCGGCGGAGUAAUCACUGCGGCCGAAGAACAACGGUGCAAGGUUGCCUUGGGACUGUGGCAGCCAGUUGCGCCUUGCAAUGUAGCAGUUAGCAAUUCUCACAAAUUUGUGUAACAUUAUCGCACUGUAAAAAUAAAA